AUGGUUCAACACCCCCUUGACCCCCUUUCGGUCAACGAAGUGCGCCAAGCAUCCCGCGUUUUGUUAAAAGGACUGGACCUACAGAGAGAUAAAAUCAGGUUCAAAGUGAUCGAUCUAGCUGAACCUUCGAAAGACGAAGCUUUGGUUCAUCUGCUGGAAAGCGGCCCUGUGCCUGAUCGCAGAGCCAGGAUCUACUAUCAACAGAAACAGAAAUAUGUUAUGAGCAGAGCGAUCAUCAACAUCACUAGCGGAAUCCUCGAGAAAACAGACGAUCUUCCUGACGCCCAGGGACCUGUGGACUGGGUUGAAUAUGAUCUCGUUACCACAGCUUGUAACGCCCAUCCAGGUGUCUUGGCUGAGGUCGCUAAGCUAAAAGUUCCGGAGGCAGCUCGAGUUCUCAAUGACCCUUGGGCGUAUGGAACCGAUGAUGCCAAGGAGAGACGACGUCUCUUUCAGUGCUACAUGUAUCUUGCCCUUGAUGACGACGAGGAGGCCAAUCACUACUCUAUCCCUCUUCCUCUUGCUCCUAUUUUUGAUGCUCACACUCUUGAGCUCGUUGAUCUCCAAAAGCUUCCUUUGGGGGUCGAUGACGAAAUCGAUGAUGAAACGCAACCAUGGGUGCCUAUCAAGCCGGUUGAGUACAGCGCAAACAUUCUCGGAUCCGAUGCAUUUCGGAAAGACCUCAAACCACUACAGGUUACACAACCGGAGGGGUCUUCGUUCAACGUCGACCAUCGUACGGUGUCAUGGCAGAAAUGGAAUUUUCAGCUAGGAUGGUCUCUGCGCGAAGGCCCAGUCCUGCAUGAUGUGCGUUACGAAGACCGACCUCUAUUCUAUCGGGUGUCGAUGAGUGAAAUGACGGUACCUUAUGGCGAUCCUCGGACACCUUACCACCGAAAGCAAGCGUUCGACCUCGGCGACUCCGGCUUCGGUCUCACCUCCAACAGCUUGGCUCUUGGCUGUGAUUGCUUAGGCCAUAUUGCCUACUUCGACGGCGUCCGGGUUUCAGCAACGGGAGACCCCGUAGUCAUGCCGAAUGUCGUCUGCAUGCACGAAAUCGAUGACGGAAUUGGCUGGAAACACACACACUUUCGCAGCAUGAAGUCUUCCGUGGUCCGGGACCGAAAGCUCGUUAUCCAGUGCACUUCUACUGUGGCUAACUACGAAUACAUCUUGGCAUUCGUUCUGGAUCAAGCUGCGAAUAUUCACAUUGAGGUGCGAGCCACUGGAAUUCUUUCCACUAUGCCGAUCCGUCCUGACCUCAAAACAUCGCCUUGGGGAACCGUCGUGGCUCCCGGAGUCUUGGCUGUCAACCAUCAACACCUCUUUUGUGUUCGCAUAGAUCCGAUCCUUGAUGGGGAACGAAAGAACACGAUUUUGUACGAGGACUGCAUUCCUGUGCGGGACGAUCCAGAACUUGACCCUUACGGAUGUGCGUUCCGACUCGAUACCACACCUAUCACAUCACCUGGAGGCUAUGAUCUCGAUCUGACAAAAGCUCGCACUUACAAAAUCGUCAAUCCGGCUCGCAAGAAUGAUGUGUCGGGAAAAUUGGCUGGGUACAAGCUUCAUGCUUCGCCCAGCCAGAUGCUGAUGAUGGGGCCCGAGACUUUCAAUCAUCGACGUGGAGUUUUUGCAUCUAAGCCGAUUUGGGUCACUCACUACCGCGACAACGAACUUUGGGCUGCUGGGGAGUUUACCAAUCAAAGCCGAGAAGAUACUGGCCUCGCAGAGUACGCCGCACGAGCGGAAAACGUCGAGGGUGAGGAUGUUGUCCUUUGGCACUCAUUUGGUCUGACACACGUCACACGCCCCGAAGACUUCCCGGUUAUGCCUGUGGAGAAGUUGUCAUGUACCCUGAAGCCAACGAGCUUCUUCAACCUCAACCCUUCCAAUGAUGUUCCGAGAUCAAAUCAACGUGACAACCAAUCUACGCUUCACAAUCAGAGUUUGACUGUUCCCGGAUGCUGUCAAGACUAA
Messenger RNA from Colletotrichum phormii, 1980 nucleotides. Its product is annotated as copper amine oxidase. Gene Ontology annotation, molecular function: copper ion binding; quinone binding; primary methylamine oxidase activity. Gene Ontology annotation, biological process: amine metabolic process. The coding region runs from base 1 to 1980 and encodes 659 amino acids. Lineage: Eukaryota; Fungi; Ascomycota; Sordariomycetes; Glomerellales; Glomerellaceae. The transcript is spliced from 3 exons. The record is from RefSeq and is a predicted model, not a curated record.